CUAUUGGCUAAUGGUUGAAGGGAGCCUGGCUAAAUGCUUCUUAAAUAGCGCAGGCUGACAAUGUUUGCAGGCAGCUGAGGCGGACUGGGAGCUUGUGCACUGGGGAUAUGCGAUACUACUGCACUGAGAACUUCUCAAAAAGACAAGAUUAUCAUCUGAGCAUGUUUCCUCUGCAUGGCGUCAACGCCGCGAUGCUGCUGGAGCUCCACCAGCAGAUGGCGCCACAGUACAGCAGCGUCUACGCGGCCAGCCCCGCAGCGCGCACCCUGUCGGUGGCUGAAAGACUUGCAGUUAUUUCUUUCCAUGGCACCAGAACUUAUACUUGAGGCACGCUAUGGGAACCAGCAGAAGCAGCGCCGCAGCCGCACGGCCUUCACGGUGUCCCAGCUGCAGGCUCUGGAGAAAGCUUUUGAGCAGACCCAGUACCCUGAUGUCAGCAUGAGAGAGAGGCUCGCUGUUUGCAUCAACCUGCCCGAGGCGCGCAUUCAGGUGUGGUUUAAGAACAGGAGAGCAAAGUUUCGCAAAGGUCAAAGGUGCGUACCCCUCUCCAAAGACAAAAAUACAGAGGAGGCACUAAAUGACAGCAAGCUGGGAGAGGAGGGGGACCGACAAGACAUGGACACAUCGCCCACUGAAAGCAACAUCGCACUCAGGCCAUGUCUGCCUCCCACUCCUGUGUCAGAUAAAAGAAGAGAUAUUUGCCCCCGUACAAACUCUCAUCUCAUCUCCAGCUGCCCCCUACGACUACCCUCCCCUCCACUUUUCCCUUUCAUCCCAGGCCAGAGUUACAGCCACCCACCUCGCCAGCCACUUUUUGGGAUGUUUUCCACAGAGCUUGUGGCCCCUCCGGAGUUCUGGCCCUUCAUACAGCAGCAGAGCCAGAGCCUCGGGGCUCCUCUGUCAGCCAUGACUAAAAACUGUAGCCUCUCCCUUCAGACUGCUUGUUCCAGUAAAGCUGUGCUGUAUCCUAACUUGGGCUUGUAACUGUGGAUAUGGGGCCACCAAGCCAAGAGGCUGCACGGUGUGUGUGUGUGUGUGUGUGUGUGUGUGUGAGAGUGCGCGCGCCCGCGCAUGCUACGUCUUUUACCAUAUAGUGCUGUUUGAUGCUCGCUUUUUAGCAUAUAAGGAAUAUAUAUUUAUCAAGUUGCACUGCUCUCUAGCUGCAAUAACAAUGGCGACUUAAGACUCCUAACUAAAUAAAGUUGGUUGAGUUCAGUAUAACAGAGCACUGCAAUAUAAA
Phyllopteryx taeniolatus (common seadragon) is the source of this 1240-nucleotide messenger RNA. RefSeq lists its product as uncharacterized. The transcript has 4 exons. Lineage: Eukaryota; Metazoa; Chordata; Actinopteri; Syngnathiformes; Syngnathidae. Gene Ontology annotation, molecular function: DNA-binding transcription factor activity, RNA polymerase II-specific; RNA polymerase II transcription regulatory region sequence-specific DNA binding. The record is from RefSeq and is a predicted model, not a curated record. Gene Ontology annotation, biological process: regulation of transcription by RNA polymerase II. Bases 175 to 984 code for a protein of 269 amino acids.